Erpetoichthys calabaricus (reedfish) is the source of this 2171-nucleotide messenger RNA. RefSeq names its product uronyl 2-sulfotransferase a (gene usta). Gene Ontology annotation, molecular function: sulfotransferase activity. The record is from RefSeq and is a predicted model, not a curated record. Gene Ontology annotation, cellular component: membrane. The transcript is spliced from 8 exons. The coding region runs from base 375 to 1565 and encodes 396 amino acids. Lineage: Eukaryota; Metazoa; Chordata; Cladistia; Polypteriformes; Polypteridae.
CUUCGCCGUUACAACGCGUGGCAGCCGCUUUGCUUUUUGUAGUGCAGCUGCUCAGCGCUCGUUCGCCGCCUCGCUCGACCGCCCGCCGGUAACUCGACACCACUGCUGAGGUUUAAAGUCAGUGCAGGAUGGUUUCUUAACUGCCCUCUCCGAAAUGCUCGAGCCUCACAAGGCACCCACGGAGGCUGACAGACUGCAGAUAACAGGCUGAGAGGAGUGGCACGGGAGUCAGGGAAGACGACACGAAGAGCGCCCUUUUGCUCGCUCGCUGACAGUUAGACGAGCGAUGUCGACUUUCAGAUGAGCCAGCGCGAACUUUUCACUUUUCACAGGCUGAUGGGUGACCAUUCACGGCGACUGCGUGUGAGCAGGAGAUGAUGAAGAAUUACAACAACAGUAGCCGCCACAAAAGUGCACCUCCGAACCACAGCAGAGAUACGAAACCCCUCGGCGGCUGGCUUUCCUUGCUCUUUUUGCGCUUCUCCCUCCACGACUAUGGCUUCUGCAUGGCCACCCUGCUCUUCUUCUGUAUGGGAUCUCUUUGCUAUCAGCUGAACGGUGGACCCCCUCAAAUCCUGUUGGAAAUCAGGCGCUAUCUGGGAAACUCCACUUUUAUGGAUGACCACGGACCUCCUCUCCCUAGAGUCUUACCUUUUCCAAGCCAAGUAAUUUAUAACAGAGUUGGGAAGUGUGGUAGUCGCACUGUUGUCCUGCUGCUCAGAAUCCUUUCUGAAAGACAUCAAUUUAAUCUUGUGGCCUCGGAUGUCCAUAAUAAAACUAGGCUCACCAAGCACGAACAGGUAGACCUGAUGAAAAAUAUAAGUGACAUUCCCCAACCUUUCCUAUAUACACGGCAUGUGCACUUCCUAAACUUCUCAAGGUUUGGGAUGGACCAGCCUGUAUACAUCAAUAUAAUCAGGGAUCCAAUCAAUAGAUUUCUCUCCAACUAUUUCUUUCGUCGAUUUGGUGACUGGAGAGGUGAGCAGAACCACAUGAUUCGAACACCAGGCAUGAAGGAUGAGGAGAGAUACUUGGAUAUUAAUGUGUGCAUUCUUGAAAACUACCCUGAAUGCUCUAAUCCUCGGCUCUUUUACAUCAUUCCUUACUUCUGCGGCCAGCAUCCCAAAUGCAGGGAACCAGGUGAAUGGGCACUGGAGAGGGCAAAACAAAAUGUCAAUGAAAAUUUCCUUUUAAUUGGCAUUUUGGAAGAGCUUGAAGAUGUACUUCUUCUACUAGAACGACUUUUACCUCAUUUCUUCAUGGAUGUUGUCAAUAUUUACAAAAAUCCAGAUUACCGAAGGAUAGGCAACAUGACAGGGACUGUGAAAAAGCAGACGCCCUCACUGGAAGCUCUUCAGGCACUAUAUCAGCGCAUGAAAUAUGAAUAUGACUUUUACUACUACAUCAGGGAUCAGUUCCAUUUGCUGAAAAGAAAAAUUGGACUGAAGUCACAAGAUCACAUGCUACGCACUCAAGAAUUAAAUUUUGUAUCUCAGCCAAAACUUCAAGAACCUUUUGAUGAAGAGGAUGAAGACAAUGAUGAAAACUGGUUAGAACAGCCCUGAUCAAAUCCCUGCAAUCUGGCUGACAUACUGUAGUAUGGCAUUAACAUACAAAUUCCCACCUACCUAUGUAGGUGAAUGUUGGAAGGGACCCCUAGUUAUGGGCUCUGCUUUUAUUGGUGGAAGAAACCUGUACCCUAGUGUGGUAUGGCACACAAUAAGCAAGGGGCUGGAUAAGUGAUUAUCUAAUACUGGGAACUGGAUCUUUUGGUGGGGUUGUCAAACAGAACAUUUUAGAGGAAUUGAUUUUGGGCAGUGGUUGACCCCACUGUCUUGUUUUAACCAUAAGAUGACACUGUAUCAUCAGUUUUCUUAAAAAUCUCAUCCUCAUCUUCCUCCUUUAGGUGAAGUGCUUGCCAGCUGCUGCUUAUACUGUAAGUCUGUAAAUUAGAUGUGUGAAUGCCCCUUUGUGCUCCACAGUUGAGUCCUUCUUCAUUGCAUUAACUACAUCCAGAAAUGGUUCAUCUCAACUUGAUCAAAAUUAACUUCUGGCUAUGAAAAUGGUAAUUUUUUCAUUUACAAUUCCAACAUGACAACCAAGCAGCAUUGUGCCUUAUUUUUGUUGAUGAAGGUGCAACUGAAAAACAUGUGGAAAAUUGUGGGUUCGCU